GACGCUUGGUGAAGGAAAGGUUUCUCCUGCAAAUAUUUUUAUUCUUCAUGCACUGCAUUGCUCAUCAUCUCAGUUGAAGAAUAACCAUUGUUAUUUGUUAUAUACUUGUGAUUGUAAUUCAAUAGAAAGUUAAAAAUGGAUUUACAUGAAAAAAUUCAGUCUCCCUCCAGUAGUUCAGUACCAGAGGAAGAAGUUUUCUUUGCAGAACUUAUAAUUUCUGAUUCUGGUGAAGCAGUUGUGUCUUCUCAGACAUUGGUUUCUUCUGUGAAAAAUUCCUCAUUACUCCAACCAAAUGUGCCUUCAAGUGAGAAAUCUAAAUCUUGUUAUAUUGAAGAAAAAUUCAAGCAUCUUGAAUCUAAAGGUGAAAAUUUACUAUCUCCAAUCAUUUUAAAAUCCUCUUCAGCACAAAAGGAUGAUGCCAGAGGAAAAAUUUCUGUCACCAAAACAAAUUCAGACAGUCCUAUUACAAGAUCAUCAAUCACUAUAAAAGUUUUAACUCAUGCUGAAAAGGAUGCAUCACCUAGCAAUGUGUCCAGUGCAGCUAUGAACAAAGAUGCAGCUGAAACUAACUCUGAAAGCAACCAAACUUCACUUACUGAAGCUCAUAUCACCAUGCCUGGCCAUAAUAAUCCAGAAAUCAAUAAUUCAAAUGAAACAAUUGCAGGAGUGAAAGAAGUUGAAGAUCAUGCAUUAUUAGCCUCAAAAAUUGAAAAAGAAUUCAAGAAUAAUGAAAUUUCUGUCCAACCUUCCAGCAUGUCAGAGGUGAAUUUGGACUCUCCAUCUGUUGCAAGGAUUGGAAUGGAACCAAAUGGCCAUCUUGCUGAUGAUGAAAAUUUGGGCAGUAUAUCAGAUGGCAAAAAUUCAAAUGAAAUUACUCACAUUGAAGAAAAUAGAUGCUGUGAUCAACUCACAACAGAUGUUGAAAUUUUGGAUCAUGAAAUAAGUUCAACCUUAGAGUAUAGAGUGCAGCCUAGUCUCAUUGAUGUCUCAAGUGAUGGAGGCUGGACCUCUGAUUCAGAAGCUGACUCAGAAGAGGAGAAGGAAAGUUGUGUGGAAAAUGCUGCAAGUAGCAGCUCUGAAGAGGAGGAGAGUAGUUCUGAAGAGUCAUCAUCUGAAGAAUCAUCUUCAAGUUCUAAGAGAGAUGAACCCAAUGCUAGAAAUGCUGAAAGAGAACAAAUUUUUGUUUUGAUGCCUAAAAAUGGGAAGAAAACAAAGAACAAGAAUGAAGGCUCAAGGCUGCCUCUUGAGAUAGGGCUAGAAGACUUGCCUAAAAUUGAAUACCUGCAAAUCAGCGUUCCUGAAGAGGAGGCUCAGAGCAUUGGUGUCAUCACAUCUUUUGUGGAGCAGCUGGUGAUUGUGGAAUCUUAUCCAAACCUUCGAGCCAUUGACCUUGGCUCAAUAUUAUUCCUGAAGAAUGGACAAGAAGCUCUUGGCGAGAUAUUUGACGUGAUGGGCUGUGUGGACCAACCUUCAUAUGUGGUGCGCUUCAACAGCCAUCAGCACAUCCUGGAUAGAGGCAUAGCAGUUGGUGACAUGGUCUUCUCAGCUCCUCGCACAAACCACUGCACCUUUGUUGAUGUUGAGGGGCUUAUGAGACAUGGCGGUAGUGAUGCCUCAUGGGAAAACGACAAAGAAGCGCCACCGUGCUACGUUGAAUAUUCUGAUGACGAGGAUGAAAGAAGCAGCCGUAAGGCUAAGAAGUCAGCUCGUCGCACUGAUGAUACUUUCAUGAUAAAACCGGAACCAUACCAGAAGCGAAGUCGUCCUGCAAACAAUCGCAGCAACACCAACAACCGCGGCAACAACAACAAUUACUUCUCUCGUCCCACAUCCAGUUCGUUUGGAUGGACUUCAAACGAUAUUGCCGGCCCGCACAAAAGAGGCAAUCAGAUUGCCUCUGGAUAUCCUUUUGGAAACCAUCAAACAUUUGGAAACAAUCGACCCUGCAACCGAAAAUAUGCUGACUUUUCCGUCAUGAACUCACAAGGAAAUAUGAGUCGGCCAAGCCCUGGGGACAAAGACCCUUGGAUGUUUGGGAAUAAUUCCGUCAGUGCCAAUACUUCCCUACCGCCGCCCCCUCCCUUCACAGGAGGACCAAUGUUGCGGCAACCAUAUUUCCCGCCACAUUCAGGACCUCCGCCGUUCAUGCCACGACCUCCACCCAGCUUGUUCAAUACCAGCAUGUCUCCGCCUACUUCAGGUGUGAUCAGACCUUACGUUGCUGCGACGCCUCCUCCUCCUCCUCCUCCCCCCGGAGAAACCCUACCUUCUAGCCAUGGGGAGUUCAGACCACCUCCUCCGAGAGAAACUCGCCCUGCUCUUACUUGCCUUGGGGAGUUCAGACCGCCACAUCCUCCUUCGCCUCACUCUCGUUUCAAUGUUACAACGCCUCCCCCAUCUAAUUUCUUUACUGACUCCUCGGGGUUCUCAUUUGGGGGACCACCUUCAACAUUUUCCAGCAUGAGAUCUCAACCCCAAAUGUAUACUCAUGAAACUCCUCCUCCCAUAUCGGAUCAGGGAAAUUCUGCUCGUACCUUUCCGUUCGGCGGCACUAACGCGCCGUCUGUGCCUGUUCAUGGUUCAAACUCUGCUCCAGUGCCUCCGCCCAACAUCAACCCCUGGGCCGUUCCCCCACCAUCGCUCCAACAGACCUUCCCUCCAGGGGCUCAUGGUAAUUUCUCAAGUUAUCCUCAAUCAUCUGACUCCAGAUCGUUUUCGGCUCGUUUGCCUUUUGACCCGACCAUCAAGCCUCCUUCAAGUUGAAACUCGCUUGUAAUUAGACCAUCCGUGCGCUGUGUUCGCUCAUCCAAUCAAACUAAAGACCUGCUUGUCGAGAUCAAGUAAGCGAAGUAUGUAUUUUUACAGUUAUUGCUUCAUUGAGGAUUGUUGCAGUGAUUAACUGCGAGACAAAAAUUUUUUGCUCGUACCAAGAGAGUAAUUGUUAUGAAAUUCCUCUUGAAUUGUUCAACGCUGGUCCCUCAGCAUUUUAAGUUGCUUAAUUAUCUAACCUCCUUUUAUUUGGAAUGGCAUACUUAAUUUUUUCAAAUUCCCUCAAGCGGCGCUAUCAGUUUUAUCAUGCUUUGUAAACGUAUCAGUAGUCAGUCAUUCAAGUAAACUGAAAGAAUGUU
Messenger RNA from Hyalella azteca, 3128 nucleotides. Its product is annotated as H/ACA ribonucleoprotein complex non-core subunit NAF1-like. The transcript has 6 exons. Bases 136 to 2763 code for a protein of 875 amino acids. NCBI's taxonomy places the organism in Eukaryota, Metazoa, Arthropoda, Malacostraca, Amphipoda, Hyalellidae. Gene Ontology annotation, molecular function: RNA binding. Gene Ontology annotation, cellular component: sno(s)RNA-containing ribonucleoprotein complex. Gene Ontology annotation, biological process: box H/ACA snoRNP assembly; pseudouridine synthesis; ribosome biogenesis. The record is from RefSeq and is a predicted model, not a curated record.